CAAAAAUUUGCCUAUGAUUACUUGGUUGGUGGUGGUUUGGAACAAUAUGAUCGCCCAUCUAAUUGCAAAAAGAUCAGUUCGGAUAUGGAUCUGGUAGAUGAAUUCUUAAAGUAUCGGUCGGAUGCCGUGAAAGAGGCAAAGGAGCUCGAAUUGUUAUCAAUAGUUGAUAGAUUGGCACUUAACUUUAUCUACUACAUUACACCAUCGUCAGCGAUUGGAAAUAAAAUGGAUCCAUUUGUCUGGUCUACUAUGGUCAAAAGUGUCAAAGCUGAGCAUCGUAUAGACGAUAUUAGUAAUAAAUAUGUUUUAUGGAUGAUGAAGAUUAGUCAGGCUGCCAGAAGAAAUAUUGAUGAAGCAAAGACAUUGGUCAGAAAAUGGGCAGUAGAAGAUGAUUCAGAAGAAACCACACUGUAUCAGGACAUCUUAUGUGACAUGUUCAAAUCGUAUUCCGAUGUAUAUGAUCCAUCAAAAUUUAAUGAAGACACGUUUGUCAAAGAUACCCUCACACCCAUCCUUAAGAAUUACUUUCCAAAUGACCAAUUGAUAAGUACAGAAGGCACAAAUGGCGAAAUCAUUGGAUCGAAAGAAAGAAAGAAAGUAUUUGGUUCCGAAUCAGGUGGAAAACAAGGAGAUUUUAUUGUUUAUACGUGUAAUGGAGCCAAAAGCCAACUACUUUGCUUAAUGGAAUGUAAACCUCCACGAGCAGGAAAUAGCGACGAUCUGUUCAAGGCAGCAAACUGUCUAAAAGAUUGUAUAGAAAAGUCUGUUAGAGAUGGUGUUGAUUGCAAUGACUUCGAAUUAUAUGCUAUUGUAUCUGAAGGAUACCGUUGUCGUGUUCUUUGUCUAGAUUUAAAGUAUCAUGGAAUGUACAGAUUGGUAGAUGUGGGCACGUUUCAUAUUCCUACAAGUAUUAACAACAUGGACACUAUGCUCGGUGUAUUUCAAGUAAUGAAUCAUGUACGAAUAAUGGUUUUAGAAGCUACAAGAUUAUGUAAAAAAAGCAUCAGAAUUAAAGAAAACAACAGCCAAGACAUGACACUUCCUUCGUUCGAUUCGCUGGUUCGCAUUUUGGAAUAUAAUGUAUAUCGAGAUUGA
Molecule: messenger RNA, 1095 nt
Organism: Zychaea mexicana
Lineage: Eukaryota; Fungi; Mucoromycota; Mucoromycetes; Mucorales; Lichtheimiaceae
Exons: 8
Source: RefSeq, a predicted model, not a curated record